AUGCAUCAUCUAUCAAAGCCCCCCACAUACCCUGAACGCGCGUUGCACAACGCCGACGACAGAGCCAGUGACGACGGUCAACUGCAAUCUCGACUUCGCCAACGAGCUUCAGCACUCUCCCAUCGCAUCAACAUGGAGUGCUCGUUUGGCAUCACAGGCAAGGACUAUGUCCUCCUCGCAUCAGACAUGACCGCGGGUCGUUCUAUCCUGCAGUUCAAGUCGGACGAGAACAAGAUCAAGGCUCUUGGACCUCAUCUUGCCAUGGCUUACGGCGGAGAACCGGGAGACACGAACAACUUUGCCGACUACGUCGAGCGUAACGUCCGUCUCUACAACAUUCGACACAACCACCCUCUCCUUCCUCACGCUGCCGGAAGCUGGAUCCGUCGCACCCUUGCCGACUCGCUGCGAUCGCGUCGCCCGUAUGCUGUCAACCUGCUGCUCGCCGGAUACGACACGACGACAGACGUCCCGCAUCUCUACUGGAUCGACUACCUUGGCACUAAGGCCACCGUCUCGUACGCCGCCCACGGCUUCGGACAGCUCGUCUGUCUGUCCACGAUGGACAAGUACUGGACGGAGGAUGCCGACAAGCGGGAGGGUGUGGAGACGAUCAGGAAGUGUAUCGACGAGGUCAAGAUCCGUCUCACGGUCAAGUUUGACUUCAACUGCAUCAUGAUCGACAAGCACGGCAUCCACCAGGUCGACCUGUCUUCGGAGGACCCCAUCGCUGCCAUCGAGGCGCUCGUCGCCGCUGAGGAGGAGAAGGCUGCCCAGGUCGCCGCCCAGGACCAGGCUCGUGGAGAGGUGCCGGGAGUUCUAUAG
Molecule: messenger RNA, 825 nt
Organism: Trichosporon asahii var. asahii CBS 2479
Lineage: Eukaryota; Fungi; Basidiomycota; Tremellomycetes; Trichosporonales; Trichosporonaceae
Product: proteasome subunit beta type 2
Exons: 3
Coding region: 1-825 (274 amino acids)
Biological process (GO): proteasomal protein catabolic process
Cellular component (GO): proteasome core complex, beta-subunit complex; proteasome core complex; nucleus
Molecular function (GO): peptidase activity
Source: RefSeq, a predicted model, not a curated record